AUGCCGUCUUCAGACUACGACUCCGCUUCCCUGCCGGACUUAUUACCGCUGUACUACCGACGGCUCUUCCCCUUCUCUCAGUACUACCGCUGGCUGAACUACGGCGGAGUGCAGAAGAACUACUUCCAGAACCGAGAGUUCUCCUUCACGCUGAAAGACGACAUCUAUGUGCGCUACCAGUCGUUUACCACGCAGAGCGAGCUGGAGAAGGAAAUGCAGAAGAUGAACCCGUACAAGAUUGACAUCGGAGCCGUGUACACUCACAGGCCGAACCAACACAACACCGUGAAGUCUGGGAGCUUCCAGGCUCUAGAGAAGGAGCUUGUGUUUGAUAUCGACAUGACGGACUACGAUGAUGUCCGGAACUGCUGCAGUGAAGCAGAUAUUUGUGCAAAGUGCUGGACACUGAUGACCAUCGCUAUUCGUAUCCUGGACAGAGCGCUUCGAGAGGACUUUGGCUUUCAGCACUUGCUGUGGGUUUAUUCUGGCAGAAGAGGAGUUCAUUGUUGGGUGUGUGAUGAAGCUGCCAGGAAGCUCUCUGCAACAGCACGGUCCGCUGUGGCAGAGUACCUCAGCCUGGUCAAGGGUGGUGAGGGGACCACAAAGAAAGUCGUGCUGUCGGAUCCAAUUCAUCCUUUUAUUAAAGAGUCUUUGGAGGUGGUGGAGAACUAUUUCCCACAAUACGCUCUGCAGGACCAGGAGGUGCUGAGCCGUAAGGAGUCCAUAGACAAAGUCCUGGCUCUCGUUCCUGAAGAUGUUAGAAAAGACUUACAGGGGGAAUUCCAAAACGAGAAGAAACCAGAAAACCGCUGGAAGUUGAUUCAGUUACAAGCCAGAAAGAAACAGUCCACAGCUAAAAAGGGCCAACAUUUUGAGAAGGAGAUCAUGCUGCAGUACUGCUACCCCCGGCUCGAUGUGAAUGUCAGUAAAGGUGUGAACCAUUUACUGAAGAGCCCUUUCAGCAUCCAUCCUAAAACAGGACGGAUCUCUGUUCCCAUUGACCUCAGAGAGUUAAACAAGUUCGAUCCUUUCGCUGUGCCCACCAUCAGUUUGAUCUGUGAGGAGCUGGAUCGACCCAAAGCAGGGGAGGAAGAAGAACCGUCUGCGACCACCAUGGAGAAGGACGAUGAGCGAGAUGCAGCGGAGAGGAGAAAGAUCAGAGAUUACAAAAGAACCAGUUUGGCCAAGUACGUGAAGCACUUCGAUCAGUUUCUGGAUGCACUGGCUCGUUCGUGGAAAGGAGAACUCCUCAGAAAGAGCGAUCUUCAGAAAGAAUUCUAAUAAUGAGCCACACUCUGAAAAUAACUCCUCAGACGACACA
Molecule: messenger RNA, 1321 nt
Organism: Nematolebias whitei (Rio pearlfish)
Lineage: Eukaryota; Metazoa; Chordata; Actinopteri; Cyprinodontiformes; Rivulidae
Gene: prim1
Product: DNA primase subunit 1
Exons: 13
Coding region: 1-1281 (426 amino acids)
Biological process (GO): DNA replication, synthesis of primer
Cellular component (GO): alpha DNA polymerase:primase complex
Source: RefSeq, a predicted model, not a curated record